UAUGUUAUUAACUUUCUUACAGGAUGUUCAUUUUAAAGAUUCUGUGAAGAUGAAAAGGGAUAUCUUAUGGUUUUACGGAAUAUAAAGUAAUAUUGAUUGACAUGACGGCAAAAAAUGUUGGUGUGACUUCCACAAAUGGAGACUUGAAAGGAUUUAUAGAUCAGAACCAAAGUCCAACAAAAGGUAAUAUUUCAAUAAUCACAUUACCAGUUUCCAGCACCAACUCCCCAACUAAGAUUUUGCCAAAAACCUUAGGACCAAUCAAUGUGAAUGUUGGACCCCAAAUGAUCAUAAGCACAUCACAAAGACUGACCAGUUCAGGGAGUGUUCUGAUUGGGAGUCCAUAUAACCCAGCUCCAACAAUGGUCACACAGACACACAUAACGGAAGCUUCUGGCUGGGUUCCAGGGGACAGAAAGCGGACUCGAGAAUUUAUAGAAUCAGAUUUUUCAGAAAGUAAGAGAAGCAAAAAAGGAGAUAAAAAUGGGAAGGGUCUGAGGCAUUUUUCAAUGAAAGUAUGUGAAAAAGUUCAACGUAAAGGAACAACUUCAUACAAUGAAGUCGCUGAUGAGCUGGUAUCAGAAUUCACAAAUUCUAACAGCCACCUAGCUACAGAUUCGCAGGCUUAUGAUCAGAAAAAUAUUAGACGGAGAGUUUAUGAUGCCCUUAAUGUCCUGAUGGCAAUGAACAUCAUUUCAAAGGAGAAGAAGGAGAUAAGAUGGAUCGGCCUUCCUACAAACUCGGCUCAGGAGUGUCAGAAUCUAGAGAUAGAAAAACAGAAGCGGAUUGAAAGGAUAAAACAGAAGCGAGCCCAGCUACAAGAACUGCUGCUGCAGCAAAUCGCAUUCAAAAACUUGGUACAAAGAAAUCAGCAAAAUGAACAACAAAAUCAAGGCCCUCCAGCUUUGAACUCAACAAUACAGCUGCCUUUCUUAAUAGUCAACACUAGCAAAAGAACAGUUAUAGACUGCAGCAUAUCAAGUGAUAAAUUUGAAUACCUCUUUAAUUUCGAUAACACUUUUGAGAUUCAUGAUGACAGUGAGGUGCUGAAGAGAAUGGGAAUGUCCUUUGGGCUUGAGGCAGGCAAAUGCUCAGCUGAGGACCUAAGAACUGCAAAAUCACUGGUGCCAAAAGCUUUAGAAGGCUACAUCACAGAUAUGUCUUCAGGAUUUUCAUGGAUAAACCAAGGGUUACUUUCAAGUUCAGCACAAGCAAUUUCACAUUUAGAGGUAGCAGGAGGCACUUCUGACACUAAAUCAAGUGAGAAUCCAGGGUUGUGUUUGGAUGCUGAAGUGGCCUUAGCAACUGGGCAGUUUCUUGCCCCCAGCAGUCAACAGUCCAGCAGUGCAACAUCACGCUACUCUGAAUCACGUGGAGAAACUCCAUGCUCAUUCAAUGAUGAAGAUGAAGAGGAUGAAGAUGAGGAUUCUUCCUCACCAGAAUAAGGACAGUAGAAAACAGAAUACAUAAAAUGCUGCUCAUAAAUAUUCUUAAUGGGAACUCCUGUUUGGAUUUUACUGAAGUUUCUUGCCUUGGUGUGCACUGUGUUCAGUGAAGCAAAAUGGAAGCUUCAAAACAAAUUCAUCUGCAGCUGAAAUUGAAAACUUUUUGUAACUGAACACAGAGUGACAUGCAGACACAGAGCCAAGUGGUUUUUGUCAACUAUAACCAAGGAAAAGAACAAAAUCCCUGGAGAUUUGGCAAAGUAAACAUCAAGUUCACAUUUUCCAUUUUGGGGCAUUCUGUCUCAAGUCUCUGUCUUCCCCUUAUCUUUAUCAGCCAGUCAACAAAUGCCAGUUCUUGCAUUGUCUUUUGGCUGUGCUGCCUGUAGAAAAAGGGGGAGAGAGAGCACGUGCAAAUGCGCUAAAAUAACUAUUUAAAACUAUCUUAUAUGAAAAUUGUUCUAGGGAAAAGGGGCUGUUAGAAUGUUUGCUUUUAUCUGUUCGACUUGCUGUAUAGAAGAUUCUUAAAGUAAUAUAAAUUGCAAGUGAUUAAAUGAAUCUUGAAAAAGUUUAAAUCCAUUUUAGAUACUCUAAAAGUAACAACAGUAUGUCUCUUUUGAAAGGUUCAUAUGUUCAUUUAUAUUGCAGACCUAAUUUAUUAUAAAUAAGUGAUUAUUCUUAGCCAUUAUUAAACAGUCAGGAUAAAAACAGCAGUAUUCUCUGCACCAGCUUUUUUCAAGGAAAAAAAGAUAAAUAGUAUUUCUAGAUUAUAGUAUAUCCAGUAUAGCUUCUCCUUUA
Messenger RNA from Gavia stellata (red-throated loon), 2240 nucleotides. It is a transcript of the gene TFDP2, whose product is annotated as transcription factor Dp-2. Gene Ontology annotation, biological process: regulation of cell cycle; regulation of transcription by RNA polymerase II. Gene Ontology annotation, molecular function: RNA polymerase II transcription regulatory region sequence-specific DNA binding; DNA-binding transcription factor activity, RNA polymerase II-specific. The record is from RefSeq and is a predicted model, not a curated record. Lineage: Eukaryota; Metazoa; Chordata; Aves; Gaviiformes; Gaviidae. Gene Ontology annotation, cellular component: transcription regulator complex; nucleus. The transcript has 12 exons. The coding region runs from base 102 to 1445 and encodes 447 amino acids.